Molecule: messenger RNA, 2534 nt
Organism: Perca flavescens (yellow perch)
Lineage: Eukaryota; Metazoa; Chordata; Actinopteri; Perciformes; Percidae
Gene: tusc3
Product: tumor suppressor candidate 3
Exons: 10
Coding region: 55-1065 (336 amino acids)
Cellular component (GO): oligosaccharyltransferase complex
Source: RefSeq, a predicted model, not a curated record
CGACAGAACAUCCAUUGUCGUAGACGUGUCUCGCAGUCAGAGCAUCCUUCCGUCAUGGCGUCUGUUUGGACUAAAUUCUUCGUUCACCUGCCGGUCUUGUCUGUUUUCUUCCUCUUGCUGCUAUGUCUGCCGCCGGGGGGAGGACAAAAGAAGAAAGAGAAUCUGCUAUCAGAGAAGGUUGACCAGAUGAUGGAGUGGUCAUCUCGGCGUUCGGUCGUCCGGAUGAACGGGGACAAGUUCCGUCGCUUUGUCAAGGCCCCACCCAGGAACUACUCUGUCAUCGUCAUGUUCACUGCCCUGCAGCCUCAAAGGCAGUGUUCUGUUUGCAGGCAGGCAAAUGAGGAGUACCAGGUCCUGGCAAACUCGUGGCGUUACUCAUCGGCAUUUUCCAACAAGCUCUUCUUCACAGUAGUGGACUACGAUGAGGGAGCUGAUGUAUUCCAACAGUUGAACAUGAACAGCGCUCCAACCUUCAUGCAUUUCCCAGCUAAGGGAAAGCCCAAGAGAGCUGAUACGUUUGACCUGCAAAGGAUUGGCUUUGCUUCAGAGCAGCUGGCCAAGUGGAUUGCAGACCGCACAGAUGUUCAGAUUCGUGUCUUCCGUCCUCCUAAUUAUUCAGGCACUAUUGCUUUGGCUCUGUUAGUGUCACUGGUUGGAGGACUGCUUUAUCUGAGGAGAAACAACUUGGAAUUCAUAUACAACAAGACUGGAUGGGCUAUGGCUGCACUGUGUGUAGUUUUUGCGAUGACAUCCGGUCAGAUGUGGAAUCACAUCAGAGGUCCUCCCUACGCCCACAAAAACCCCCAGAAUGGACAAGUGAGUUAUAUUCAUGGCAGCAGUCAGGCUCAGUUUGUAGCUGAGUCUCACAUCAUCCUUCUUCUGAAUGCUGCAAUCACCAUGGGGAUGGUGCUGCUAAAUGAGGCUGCCACCUCCAAGGGAGACGUUGGCAAGAGACGAAUCAUCUGCCUGGUUGGCCUUGGCCUGGUGGUGUUUUUCUUCAGCUUCCUGCUCUCCAUUUUUAGGUCCAAGUACCAUGGAUACCCCUACAGCUUUCUUAUUAAGUGAAAAAAGACCAGAAGAGGAGGUCAGAGGAUGGCAAAGAGGCAGUAGGUGAGGAGAAGAGGAGUCAAGAAGAUACUUGAAGAGGAGGCAGCGUCACUGUUGAGUCUAGAGUGCAUGGUGGGGUUUCUUUGUUGGUGUGUUUUUUUAUUUUUUUUUUAUUGACUCCUAUCAUAAACUGCAAGUGAAAUAGAAAAUAAAUGACUUCUUACACUGGCAAAUGAAGGUGUGUAGCAUGUCUGUAUUUUUGUCUUUUUUUGGUUCUAUAAUUUGUGUGGCUAAUACCGUAUAUACCUGCAAUUGUGGUGUGUUGUUUUUAAUCCAUAUAUUGGAUCUUAUUUAUGAUAACUUUGUUGCAGGUGAAAGGAGUGUAAGAGACAAGUGAAGUCACAGAGCCAAGUGGGUGUUGAGAGGUCAGGAAGAGAAGCAGCAGGUUAGAAAGAUGGGUUACAUGAUAGAGUUGAGUACAGAGGCAGACUACUAAUGUUGAGUUAGUAGGAAAGUAGAAAAGCUUAUUAAAAAAUCUCUAUACAUUAUAUCUUUCCAGGUGCUUGUCGCAUCUUUGUCUUAUUAAUGGUGACAACACAUAAUGCAGCUUUGGGAGAUAAAGAUACUAAUCCCAACUGGUAAAUACCUGUUUCAGCUUCUGCUGUAGGUUUGGAGCUCAAUCACACUCAGUUUCAUCGUGAGACCUAUUUUGAUUUGAUAAAGCUAAAAUAUGAUUGGCUCAAACAAUGAACAGUGUGCAGAUAUUUACUGACACAUGGAUUAAAUCCAGGUCGUAUGGAUUUCUCUCUUAAACUGCAUUUUUACACCUUCUGGUGCCAGACUCUGUUGGUUGCUUUAGAUUUCCUUGAACAGGACCAAAUACAUUUUUCAUGUCUCUAUCCUUGUAAUCUCACAGAAUGUUCAUAUUAUAUUUGUCUGCAAAAUGUUCACUACCAAAGUCUUUCAACUGGAUGUAUACUGUAUUUUCAACUAAUAAUUAGUUUAGUUAUAGUUUGUUAGGCAUCUAAAAUGGCUUGGAUGAGGUUAUGUAAAGAUUGUGGUCGUAGUUCAAUAGUAAAUAAAUAGGCAAAAUUAAUCAAGCCAGGUCACAAACCCAAGAUUGUGAGCGCUAAACAAAAACUCAGCCUCCACAGUCUUACUUUUUGCUGCACUAAAUGAGCAUCCACUUCUCCGCGCAUUGGCACCGGUUUUAAAUCACUAAUGCAAAAUAGUAGCACAUGAACUGAGUUUACAGAAGGCUGGCUCGAGUGCUGUAACUGUUCUUGCUGAAUGUGAGAAACAUAGGUAAUUUUGAGACUACAUACAUUUCUAAUUCUUUCACUUGUGGACUGCCCACUGAAACAUUGAGUGGGCUGGAGUAUUGAAACCAUUUAUGUAACCCUUCUAUUCGUGGGCGGACAGAGGAAUGGUGCUGCACAUAGACCAGUUUUGACAAAUGUAAUAAAAAUAUUCCCUCUCAGACUUCC